GCAAGCAGAAAAGUGAGUGUAUCAGCAAAGUGCAUCAGAGAAAAAAACUGUCUGUCUCCAAUGUGAAAAGCAAUGAGUCUGUAAAAUUUGUGUCUGUGUUGACGAGCAUGUCUAUUUACAAUUGCCAAGGUAUAGAAUGUAACAGCCACUUACUGGCGAUGACAUUUGUUGUAUUUAUCUUGAUCUUUUCACUGACUUUGGUUGCUCACAGAGAAGCAACACAAGAAAUAAGAUCAAAUGAGUACUUUGUAGAAUCCCAGUGGUCUUCCGAUAAUUCAGCCCUUGCCAAAGAACUGACACUCAACUGCAAGACAUCUGGAAAUCAGCAUGGAUCAGUUUAUUGGAAGAAAGACCUGAAAUGGGUAGGAAAUGGCAGGACUUUGACAAUAAGAGUCAGAGAGACUCCAGAUGCUGGCAAAUAUACCUGUUGGAGUAACACCACACAUGAGCUUCUCAGUUCCAAUGUUGUUUAUAUUACAAAGAAGAAUGAAAAAGGAGAAAUAGAUGAACCAAUUCUCAAGAAAGAUCCAGAGAAAAAGACCUAUUUCUACUGUGAAGCAAAUAAUUAUUCAGGGAAUUUCACAUGCUUUUGGGGAGUAAUGAGUCAAAAUUCAAACCUGAAAUUUCGGGUUGAAUAUGAAUAUGAAAAUCAAAUGAAGUCUGGAUCAGGAACAGUAAUUUGUGACUUUAAUCCUGAGAAAACAAAUACAAAAUAUUCAGCUUCCUGCAGAAGAGAAAAUCCCUGUUCAUACACCGAGGAGUAUGAACCAAUUGUGGUGUUUCUUCAUGUUUUCUUGACGGACGUAUUUGUCUAUGAAAAACAUAGCAGAAUUUUCUUCAUCAAGGACAUUUUAAAGCCGGAUAUUUCUCAGUGCCAGGUUACCAGAAAUGGCACACUGAUUUUGUUACAUCCUGCAACCUGGAGCACCCCUGUUUCUUAUUUUGGACUUACUUACCAGAUCAAAAUGGUUUUCAAUAACAAAAUUGAAGAGAUUUCUGAAGUUGAUCAUUCAUCAUUACUUCAACAUGGAAACAUCAUGACCAUUACUAAGAAACUGUGUCGGUUUUCUAGUAACAGGUGCUUAAUUCGAUCCCGGGAUCAUUAUAACAGCCAUUCUGCUUGGAGCAAUUGGUCAAAUUGCAGAGCAGAAAAAUUUGAGGAGUUACUAGCUUUCCUCCACUCUUUAAAAAAGAAUAUUGAGAAAGAAAGUUAA
Molecule: messenger RNA, 1214 nt
Organism: Crotalus tigris (Tiger rattlesnake)
Lineage: Eukaryota; Metazoa; Chordata; Lepidosauria; Squamata; Viperidae
Product: interleukin-12 subunit beta-like
Exons: 9
Coding region: 108-1214 (368 amino acids)
Molecular function (GO): protein binding
Source: RefSeq, a predicted model, not a curated record